GUCUUCGGUUUUGUUUUAUUUAGAAGUGACACAGUUUGAUGAACAAAUUAACUUUAUAAUCAGAAUUAAAUACACCGGGAGGUUCGAUGUUGCUAUGGGGGGCAUUGUGCUUGACUGUUUACAUGAUUUUCACAAUGGCCUUAUUAAAAUGACGCCUAGUUGUUUGUGAAGAGGGUUAUUUUCGGCAGGAUACCCGAAACAAUAAAUAUCUUAAGCACAGACAUUCUCAUAAAGUCUCUGUUAUAUUGUUUUCUUUUAAAAAAACAAUUAAUAAAAACUCUUACACCAACUUAAAACUAACUUGAAAGGAAAGAAGUUCCAUAUUUCAGCUUAGACUGAAACGUCAGCCUUCCUGCUCCUCUGAUGCUGCUUGGCCUGCUGUGUUCAUCCAGCUCUACGCCUUGUUAUCUGCAUUUUUCAGCUUUUUUGGUGUAGCUUAGUAAUAUCUGAGUGUUUCAUGUACAGAAAAACCCUGUUAAAUGCGGGGAGACAUGGACACAGUGAGAUCCCAGAAAGAUGGAGCAGGUGAAUGAUCAGGGAAAUCGAUUUUUUUUUCUGUGAUAUCAGUUCAAGGGAAGGCGUUGCAGGCAAGAUACCACAGGAAUUGCCCACGCUCUCACUCUCGAUAUUAAAGAUCCAGUCCAGCAGGCAAUUUCACUGUCUGUGGAAGAAUCGCAGCCUCCGAACAAUUCGCUCCACGUUUCACCUUGGUCUUGCACGCAAAGAAAUGUUAGCUCCCUGUGGGGAUAUGCCCUGCUGCCCGUGACUCACUAUUUUUACGCCAGUGCUGGGAAUGCAACCGGUUUUGUUGGACGCUCGGUGCCUUGUUUAUUUUCAGAGGUAAUGGCAUCAAGCGAAAGAAAUUAACAAAAAAAACAGUGCCGCCCUGAGAAUGCGUUCAGUCAGUGAUAUUGUCGCGUCCAUUCCCUCUUUAAGCCGCUGCCUCACUCACUCUACUUCCUGGUUGCGUCGAGCACUGUGUUUCACUCAGAUAUUUCGCUCAGGGAUACAGUCUGGGAUCACGGCCACUCUCUAACACACGCUGGGACUGUCACUCCUCUAGGAGUGUGUGUGUGUGCACUUUUGCAACUCGGUUUGAGGAGGAGGUUUGACUUCGGGACCAUGGCGACUAUAACGUGCAGAGUGCAAUAUCUGGAUGACAUGGACCCAUUCGUUUGCACCAACUUCCCCGAGCCCAGGAGACCGCCGACUUACAACUUUUACGAGACCAUCCCUUUAAUAGAGCAAGUGACGGCAGUUCAUAAGCUGCUGGACUCCCCGCUGAAGUUGGAAGACUGUGUGCUACAGAUAGCUCCGAAUGGGAAUUAUUUGGAUCUGGAGUUGUCACUGGAUGAGCAGAAGGAUGACCUGGAAGGAUUCUAUGAAGAAGUUGGUAAAGGGAGACGACCUACCAUAAUCCUUCGGACCCAGCUUUCUGUAAGAGUUCAUGCCAUUAUAGAAAAGCUGUACAACUCAACAGGCCCUGAUUUAAGAAGAUCACUUUUCUCUUUGAAGCAACUAUUCCAGGAUGACAAAGACCUGGUGCCUGAGUUUGUAAAUGCUGAAGGAUUGACGUGUCUAAUCAAAGUGGGAGCUGAGGCUGACCAGAACUACCAGAACUACAUCCUGCGAGCUUUGAGCCAGAUAAUGCUGUUUGUGGAUGGAAUGAAUGGCGUCAUCGGUCAUAAUGAGACAGUACAGUGGCUGUACUCACUAACUGGCAGCAUGUACCGUUUGGUGGUGAAGACUGCUCUGAAACUCCUGUUGGUGUUUGUGGAAUACACAGAGAACAACGCAGCUCUUCUCAUCCAGGCUGUCAACACCGUGGACGAUAAAAGAGGCACAAAGACAUGGACGAAUUUAGUUGAAAUUCUGGAGGAGAAGAAUGGGGCUGAUUCUGAGCUGCUUGUCUUCACUAUGACACUCAUUAACAAGACCCUGGGAGCCCUUCCAGACCAGGAUUCAUUCUAUGAUGUUACAGACUGUCUUGAGCAACAGGGGCUAGAAAAAAUCAUUCAACGGCACAUGAGUAACAAAGGAACUGACCCAGACGUAAAGCAACAGUUUACCAUUUACGAGAAUGCACUGAAGCACGAAGAUGGUGAAGAUGACGGACAGAUGCCAAAUGCACGUAGAGACCGGAGGAAGCUGACCCCAAAUGGGGACGAUGGACGGAAAAAUAGGCGGUCAUUUGGACAAAACAUGGCUGAGAUAGCAACCAGCCCAGUACCAGCAACAGCACACAGCCCAACGCCAGGAAAAGUGAGUCCAAGCACUCCUACACAGUUCGAUGUAAAGAGUUCAAAGGUGAUUUCUAUUCAGUCCGCACAAGCAGCUGCCCAAAGCCAUUCUGCGACACCUUCACCCACACCAGUAACUCCUACAUGUGACUUAAAUUCACCGUCUACAAACCAAGUGAAAUCUUCAACAGACCUUCCACCCAGAAAAUUGUAUUCAUCGUUUAGCAAGCCAGAUCUGCUAAACACACCUUCAGAGGAGAAGACAAUGAAAACAGGUCCUGGAGAAAAAAGCAUUUUCAAGGCUGAAAAAGUUGCUGUUAGUGAUAAACCUGUUCUGAGAAAGUAUGAAAAUCGCUUUUUAGAAAAUCUUGUUGCAACACAAAGAGAGAGGGAUUUAAGCAAGUCGCGUUUUUCCAGAGACUUUGCCUCCAUACCCACAGACAGACCUCCUGAUGUUGAAGCGCUUAGUGAAAAGGAGCAACAGAAUGAAGCAUUAAACGAGAGGGAGCCAUGUUCAGCCUCCAGCAGUUCAUCAACCAGCAGCACAUUGGAGAGGGAAGAGAGGGCAGACAGACAGGCGGGCAAUAAUGAGACAGGUCGAUGCAUCAUCCGCCAAUCCAGCCUGGAUCAGUGCAGUGCCAUCUCCAAUGACAAGAAAUUCAUGCUCGACAUGCUUUAUGCUAAAGCCAAGGGCAAUAACCUUCAGCUCACCAAGGAAGAGAGUCCUACUGAAAGUGAGAGGCGAGUCACUGAAAAGGCUUCGGUGGAAUCUACCGAGAGUCUAAUCAAACGCUUUUCCAGGCAGGCCAGCCAUCAGAUUGAGGACAGCGAUAAGAAGCCCAACAUUGAAAGCAUCCCCGGGAAUGUAAAAUCCACGCUGGAGAAAUUUGCAGAACCUCAGGUUAAGGCUUUGAAGGAACAGUUCAGCAUUGAGGCUGAACUUAAUGAGAAGAAUGUGGAGAAAACAUCCAUUAUGAAGAAGGACUCUGAGCACAUGUGGGACCAACUGGAAGCGAGUCCUAGAGUGCUCAAAAUCAAAGAUUUAGAUUUCACAGAUCUCCGUGAGGAGGAGGACAUCGAUGUGCUAGAUAUAGACUCGUGCGUGACCAAGGCAACUGCUCAACAGGAUCUUUCUGGAUCACCUGGGAGUUCAAUGGUUCCGUCGGCGCUGCCGCCACCUCCCCCUCCCCUGCUUGGAGGUCCACCUCCUCCCCCUCCCCCACCCCCACCGCCUGGAGGUCCUCCUCCCCCACCCCCACCGCCACCACCUUUUGCACAGCCAUCUGGCCCCCCUCUACCUCCCCCUCCUCCACCCACUAAUGUAUCCCCUUCACAGGGAGCGAACUCUACAUUAACAAUGAAGAGAAAGACUGUCAAGCUCUUCUGGAAGGAACUGAAGCAGCCCGAAGGCCCCUCCAGGAGCUGUAAAUUUGGCCGGGGCACUGUCUGGGCUUCCUUAGAUAAAGUGACAGUGGACACCACUAAGUUGGAACAUCUGUUUGAAUCCAAAGCUAAGGAGUUACCAACGAAGAAAGGAGGAGAUGCCAAAAGGCAAGGAUUAGUCGUACUGGAUCCAAAGAGGAGUAAUGCAAUUAACAUUGGGCUCACAGUAUUACCACCAGUUCAUAUCAUCAAAAAUGCCAUCCUCAACUUUGAUGAAUAUGCAAUAAACAAGGAAGGUAUUGAGAAAAUAUUGACCAUGGUGCCCACAGAAGAGGAGAAACAGAAGAUCCAAGAAGUCCAGUUGGCGAAUCCUGAUAUUCAUCUGGGAACAGCAGAACAAUUCCUUUUAACCUUGUCAUCGAUCAAUGGGAUUACAGCCAGGCUUCAGCUCUGGGCUUUCAAGCUGGACUAUGAGCUAAUGGAAAAGGAAAUUGCGGAGCCGCUGUUUGACUUGAAGCAUGGAAUGGAGCAACUUGCAAAGAAUAAAACCUUUAAGUGCCUUUUGGCAACUCUACUUGCGAUUGGAAAUUUUCUGAACAAUUCCAGUGCCAAAGGAUUCGAGCUGAGUUAUCUGGAGAAAGUGUCUGAGGUGAAGGAUACACUUCAGAGGCAAUCUUUGCUGUAUCAUAUGUGUAACCUUGUGGUGGAGAAAUUCCCAGACACAACAGAUGUGUAUUCCGAGAUUGCAGCAAUCACAAGAUCUGCUAAAGUUGACUUUGAUCAGUUGGCAGAAAGCCUUGUUCAGCUGGAAAGAAAAUGCAAAGCUUCAUGGGAUCACCUGAAGGUCAUAGCUAAGCAUGAAACCAAACCCGUUCUAAAAAACAAAAUGACUGAAUUUCUGAAGGACAGCACAGAAAGGAUUAUAAUCCUCAAAGUGGUACACCGUCGGAUUAUAAACAGGUUCCAUUCUUUCCUGCUGUACCUGGGCCAUCCUUCCAACUCUGCCCGAGAGCUGAAGAUUACCAGGUUCUGUAAAAUAAUUAGUGAGUUUGCACUAGAAUAUCGGACCACCAGAGAACGGGUCCUGCAGCAGAAACAGAAGAGGGCUGCAUAUCGAGAGAGGAACAAGACAAGGGGGAAAAUGAUCACAGAGACUGCAAAGUUCUCCACAGCAGCUGGUAGCACUGAGAGUAGCCCAGCCCCUGAAACGCCAGAUCACCAGCUACAAGCAGAUGAGGAGCAUGAGAACAUGAAGAAUAUUUUGUCAGUUUCAGAACCACAGACUCGAAGGAGCAGAGGCAACAGAUCUAUAGGAAGGGUCAGUCCGCCUCAUCCUUCUGUUCCUAAAGAUGAAGUAGCGACUCCACCUGAUGAUGCUACUGAUGAAAUUAUGGACCGCCUGGUCAAAUCGGUCACUCAGAAUCCCAACCAGAGGCCAUCUACCCCAAAGGAACGCAAGAGGUCACGAGCAAAUAGGAAAUCUUUACGGCGAACCCUGAAGAGUGGUCUGACCCCGGACGUGGUCCAAGCCUUGGGUUUGUCCAAAGCCCCAGAAGUGGAAGUAUAAGACUUUAUGGAUGUGAAUGAAGCCCAGUGAUCAUCUGAGACAUCUUCACGAAUUAGCACCGAAAGAUCGAGAAAGUGUUUUCUUAUCCCUCCAGAUUCCUGAACUUCACAAGUACUUUUAAACGUUACAGUGCACCUUGUAACUGCACAUUGUUGGAAGGAAUCACACUGAUGAAGUUGAAUCGUAAGAGGACGGCUCAGUAAAUAUUGCAGCCCAGUUCAUUCUAGACAAUGGAUUCAGAGGUCAGAUCAGAGUUCAGUCAAAACAAUGAUAGUAUUCCUUUCUCCAGUUAGACUGAACGAUGAUGUUUUCCCUCAAGGCUACAAGUGUUCAACUGAAAACUCUGAUCCUUAUUUUUCCCCAUUAAAUUUCCCCCAGUCUUUUCUGAAGGUAGUGACUCUUGCUUCUGGAGUACCGUUUGGUAGUUGGUGUUCAUCCUCCAGUAUCAUUCGCGAGUUUGAAACUGGACAGUGUGUGACAUGAGCUCUUAGACAUCAAAGGGCUUUACAACUGAACUCGACCUUGUCCUCCUCCAUGGUCCAAACGUCUUCUUCCAAGAGGAGUCGAUGGAUGGCUGUCAAAUAUGGAAGCAAGGGCUAAAUUUCCUCUUCCCCAAUCCAGAGGUCCUUCCCCUCCCCAUGGUGCUCUGUCAGUAGUUAGCAAACUCACUACGGACUACCGAUGGAGCUUUUACUUCCACAGGCAUAUAUGGCUCAUCCGUACAUAAUAUAUUUAGUCACUGGGGCACCACCAGGAGAUGCCACUGAACUACUUUAAACACUGUGGACAUAACCGCCUAUGGACUUAGUGGAACCAUCACAUCUAUAACAAUAAAUAUUUAAGUUAUGUAUAAGUACUGAUCUUUAACGAGGAAAACUAUGUUGUAAAGAUACCUUAAACUGACAGGGUAGUGAAUUGACAUGAAACUAAAGAUUGCUACAUUACAGUAUCAGCGAAGAAAGCAUAUUUGUUUGUCAGACUACAACAUAAACAUAUUCGAAGUUGUCUUCAAUAUUAAACAUCGUUGGCAGAUAUGGACAAACCAGCAUGUUCAUAGGCAGUCCAUGUUACAAAUACAAAUUUGCACUGGAUGUCUCAUUUAUCAUUUAAAUGACCGUUUAGAGGCAGUAUUAAGAUAUCACCUUCUAAGAAACCACUAAUUGACAACUUGAUCAAUAGAUUAGCUGCAGUGUAGUUCCAACAAUUAUCUACCAAGAUCCAAAUAUACCUUCCAUCAAAUGUUGCUGAAUUAAAGAGAUUGCUAAAAUAGGAAAAUAUACCAAGUGCUACCAAUGAACACCAUUCUACAUUUUAAACUAUAGGAUCAAAGGUUUUUCAGGAUUGUAUGAUGUAUUUUCAUAAACUAUAUAUUUUUAUCUGUGAGAUUUAAAUUUUUGAAUGUUUGUAUAAGUGUUGUUGCAACAAUUAAAUGUUCCACAUUUUU
Messenger RNA from Rhincodon typus (whale shark), 6634 nucleotides. It is a transcript of the gene fhod1, whose product is annotated as formin homology 2 domain containing 1. The transcript is spliced from 24 exons. Gene Ontology annotation, biological process: cortical actin cytoskeleton organization; actin filament network formation. The record is from RefSeq and is a predicted model, not a curated record. Gene Ontology annotation, cellular component: cytoplasm; cytoskeleton. Gene Ontology annotation, molecular function: actin filament binding. NCBI's taxonomy places the organism in Eukaryota, Metazoa, Chordata, Chondrichthyes, Orectolobiformes, Rhincodontidae. Bases 1123 to 5190 code for a protein of 1355 amino acids.